UUCGUCCAAAUUGAAACAGUCACAACUAGACAAACACAAAAAUGGCAGCCUCCAUGACAGCAAAAUCAAGACUUCUGUCUCUUGUAGAAGAAGCAGAGGUUUUGACAAAAGACCUUGGUGAAGCAACUUCAGCAGUUCGGCAGAGAGUUCCUCAUCCAGAUGAACCUCAAAUUAUGGAGAUUUUGAUGAAGAAAAAUGAAGAGCUUGAAGCGACAUUGAAAGAGACAGAAGAACAAAGGAAGAUGAAACAAGAGAUUGAGGGUCUUCAGGAGGAAGUGGAUAAGAGGGAUGAAGAUAUCAAAACUUUACAGAAACAACUCAAAGAAGCUGAAUAUAUUCUGGCCACAGCCAUCUACCAAGCCAAGGAGAAGCUCAAAGCUAUCAAACAAGCCAAGAAAGGUGCCAUAUCUUCAGAGGAACUCAUCAAGUACGCACAUCGGAUCAGUGCAACCAAUGCUGUGGCUGCACCUCUUGCAUGGGAACCAGGUGAUCCUCGUAGACCCUACCCAACAGAUCUGGAGAUGAGGAUGGGUGUCCUGGGUAGGCUGAGUAAUCUUCCUCAAGUAGGACUCAACGGUGCAGGAGGUGGAGAUGGUGCACAGAGUACAGCGGGAGCUACUGGAGGCCUGACCUGGAAACCUUCAAGCGAACUCACGGCGAGUCGCAGCAUGUCAACAGGGGUCAAUCGUCUCACGGGGGAUGGUGGGAUUGAUCUGGGCAAGGAGAACGAGGACGAUGUGGAGAUGAUGUCAUCGGAUUCAGAGAGCAGCAGCUCCAGCGAUAGUUUCUGAUGACAAGGAACAGUGGAAUUAUCUCUUCUUUGACUGGACUGCUGAACAAUGGAGCAAACAUUUGUUUGAAAUGGUUAUCUAUGAUAAUUGUGACAACAUCAGUAUUCUUGCCAAUGUGUAACUCACUAUAUGCUCAUUCGAAGCUUGGCGGACUUCAGAAGUAAAAAAAUACAGAAGGUGAAUUCUCUCCAACAUGAGUACCAAGAGGGGAUAAUAGAAAGAUUAAACGAGAACUUACCGUUUGAAGUUUGAUCUUUAUUUUAUGAGUGUCGAGGAAGAGAUUACA
Strongylocentrotus purpuratus (purple sea urchin) is the source of this 1077-nucleotide messenger RNA. It is a transcript of the gene med4, whose product is annotated as mediator of RNA polymerase II transcription subunit 4-like. Gene Ontology annotation, cellular component: mediator complex; core mediator complex. Gene Ontology annotation, biological process: regulation of transcription by RNA polymerase II. The transcript is spliced from 6 exons. Bases 42 to 791 code for a protein of 249 amino acids. Lineage: Eukaryota; Metazoa; Echinodermata; Echinoidea; Camarodonta; Strongylocentrotidae. The record is from RefSeq and is a predicted model, not a curated record. Gene Ontology annotation, molecular function: transcription coregulator activity.